AUGGCUUCCACAGACGCCACAGCCGAGCGCGAGGAACGCCUCAAAUCCGCCCUCUGGUACACAAUCGGCCAAUACAUUGAUGAAGAAUGCCUAACCUCGGACCUCAACGCGACACCACAAUUCAUCGGCGCAUUGACCGAACUCGUUUACACGCAAAUCGGUAUCCUCAACCCCCACCACCAAUACCCCCCAUACCUCCACCACCCGCUAAUUCAUAUCCAAGCAAACACCUCCCACGACCUCGAAGUCUUCGCCAAACACGCGGGCCGCAAGGCGAUUAAUACCGACGAUGUCAUGCUGUUGACACGCCGCAAUGAUGCGCUGGAGAGUAUGUUGAAGGGCGAGUUAGAGAGGAUGCAGAGCGCGGAGGGGAGGGGGGAUGUUGGGGGUGGGGAGAAGAAGAAGGGGAGGCCAGUUGGGAAAGGGAAGGGAAAAGCAAAGGCAUAG
Messenger RNA from Parastagonospora nodorum SN15, 447 nucleotides. RefSeq lists its product as hypothetical. Gene Ontology annotation, molecular function: protein heterodimerization activity; chromatin binding. The transcript has 2 exons. The coding region runs from base 1 to 447 and encodes 148 amino acids. Gene Ontology annotation, biological process: resolution of meiotic recombination intermediates; replication fork processing. Gene Ontology annotation, cellular component: FANCM-MHF complex; Fanconi anaemia nuclear complex. The record is from RefSeq and is a predicted model, not a curated record. Lineage: Eukaryota; Fungi; Ascomycota; Dothideomycetes; Pleosporales; Phaeosphaeriaceae.